AUGGAAACGGAAACAAGAAUGUUGUCUGUAACGUGAGCUCAAUCAAUGGCAGGAAUUGGUGCGUCUGAAAGCUGCCAUCUUGACAGUGAUGAUGACAAACAACUCUGCCAACUCACCUCCUUCUUCCCCUCCUCCUCUUCUUAAUCACUUCGCCAAACCUAAUGUCGUGCACUUUACUUCAAUUAAUUAGUUCGUCGCCAGCUUCUGCGUUGUUCAUUGCACCAGGUGGCAGUUUUGCUUUCCUUGCUCCUCUAAACAAACUCCUAGAUUCUUCGCCGGUUUUCUCUCCUCGUGACAUCUGUGACGCCCAUCCCGAGCGGUCGAAGGAGGGCGGCGAUCACUCUUAGGAUCCGUCGUUGCAGGUUUCCCGGUGAUCCUGUGCCCCAAAGGUGCCACCUUUCCUCUCUUUUCCCUGUCAAAUCUCCUCUUUUGGGCACUCUCUUGUUGUUUGACGUUGAAUCCAUGUUUCUGGUUUAAUAUCGGCUGGAUUUUCGUCGUUUCUUUGCUUGCUGCGGAGAUUUAGGGCUCCUCCACUCCUGGCAUCGGUUUCUUUGUUUUCUUUCUUUGCCUGGCCCUGCAUCAGCCGCAAAUCAAUGGCGCAUUAGGGUUUCCUUGUUUUUGGUUUAUCUGCUAAGGGCCAUGAAAGGCACUGGAGUGAGCUGCAUCAUCUUUAUGCUUGUUUCAAUCAGAUGCAUCCAUUGUGCUUUUACUCCUGCAGACAAUUACCUGAUCGAUUGUGGUUCCUUGACCGAUACAACCAUCUACGAUCGAAUUUUCGUCUCCGAUGUUUCCUUCUCUUCGACCUUGACUCCCUCCUCGAACAACCUAGCCAACGCCUCCGGCUCGGUGCCCGCCUCCACCUACGGCGCUGCCCUGUAUCAAAAUGCCCGGGUGUUCACUGUGCCCUCCUCCUACCCCUUCCAAAUCAAUGCCCAUGGCAGACACUUCGUUCGCCUCUACUUCUUCCCCUCCGUUUACGGAAGCUUCGAUCUCACUUCCUCAACCUUCACUGUGUCGACCCAAGAUGUCGUCCACCUCGACCAUUUCCAGCCUCAGGCGAAUUCUGCAGCCGUCGAGGAGUUCUUGGUGAACAUAAAUAGCAAUACUCUCGCCCUUACAUUUGCGCCGACGGGAAACAAUUCCCUUGCCUUCGUGAACGCCAUAGAAGUCGUAUCUGUUCCUGAAACCUUAAUCGCAGAUACUGCUACCGUCGUCGAUCCUCCAGGCAGCUACCAGGGUCUGUCAGAUCAGUUGUUGGAGAAGAUUUACAGAGUCAACAUGGGCGGCCCUCAGAUUUUCCCCAACAAUGAUACUCUGUGGAGAACUUGGGACACUGAUCAGAAGUCGCCGCCGUUUAACAAUUCGCUUUCUGCGCCAUUUAUCUUCUCAGGAAGAAUCAAUUAUAAUGGAGGAGGAGCAACUCAGGAGACUGCUCCAGACAGAGUGUAUGCGACGGCAGCGAGAUUGCUUGCCUCAAAUACUUCAAAUGCUAGAUUCAAUAUGUCAUGGCGGUUCCCGGUGGAUGCUAAUUCAGCCUACUUGAUUAGGUUUCAUUUCUGUGACAUAGUCAGUGAUGCAGCUGGAGACCUCUUGUUCAAUGUUUAUAUUAAUUCCUGGCUCGUAGCUCCCAAUCUUGAUCUUUCUAGCUUUACAGACAGGCAGUUAGCAACCCCUGUCUAUAGGGAUUAUGUUUUGGAGGCAAGUGAUGCAUCAGGUACUCAACUCAACAUCAGCAUUGGUCCUUCAGAUAUUAAUGGUGUGUUGCCUGAUGGCAUACUCAAUGGGCUUGAGAUCAUGAGGAUCGGGUCUGGCGGCGGGUCUCCGGUCACACCGCCUGGUUCGAAGAAGAACCUUGCCAUCAUAUUGGCUCCAGUACUUGGAGCCGUUGUGGUGGCCAUCGUUGCUGUUGCUCUCUGCGUAGUCCUUCGAAAGAGGAAGCUUAAGGAACAGUAUUCCAAGUCUUGGGUGCCUUUCUCCAUCAAUGGCUUCACCUCUCAUAGCGCAGGAAGCCAAACUUCUAAUGGAACUGCAGUUACACUGAAUGGAAACUUUGGCUAUCGUCUGUCUUUCGCUAUCCUGCAAGAGGCGACCAACAACUUCGACGAGAAUCGGGUGAUCGGCGUCGGAGGCUUCGGGAAGGUCUACAAAGGCGCUCUGAGAGACGACACGAAAGUUGCAGUGAAAAGGGGAAACCCCAAGUCUCAACAGGGCAUCAAUGAGUUCCACACCGAGAUUGAACUGCUGUCGCGCUUGCGCCAUCGCCAUCUCGUUUCUCUGAUCGGAUACUGCGACGAGAAGAACGAGAUGAUUCUCGUUUAUGAAUACAUGGAGAAGGGCAGCCUCAAGAGCCAUCUUUAUGGUUCGGACAUGCCUGCUCCGAGUUGGCAGCAGAGGCUGGAAAUCUGCAUUGGAUCAGCUAGAGGAUUGCACUAUCUCCAUACAGGGCAAGCUAAAGCGAUCAUCCACCGCGACGUCAAGUCCGCAAACAUUUUACUCGACGAGAACCUCUUGGCGAAGGUGGCUGACUUCGGGCUAUCGAAGACUGGGCCGGAGCUGGAUCAGACUCAUGUCAGCACCGCCGUCAAAGGGAGCUUCGGCUACCUCGACCCCGAGUACUUCCGGAGGCAGCAGCUGACCGAGAAAUCGGACGUGUACUCGUUCGGGGUGGUUCUGCUCGAAGUGCUGUGUGCGAGGCCGGUCAUCGAUCCGACCCUACCGAGGGAGAUGGUGAACUUAGCGGAAAUGGGAAUGAAGUGGCAGAGGAGGGGAGAGCUGGAGCGCAUCGUCGAUUCUCGCAUCGCCGGGUCGAUCAGGCCUGAAUCCUUGAAGAAAUUUGGGGAAACCAUCGAGAAAUGCCUGGCGGAUUCCGGCGUGGAGCGCCCGUCGAUGGGCGACGUCCUGUGGAACUUGGAGUACGCUCUUCAGCUUCAUGACGCAGACGCCGGUACCGUCUCCGAGGUCAACAGCAUCAACCAGAUAACUGAACUUUCGCCACGGGUUCAGAACUUCAGCGCCUACGAGAACGCGCCGCCGGCGGGAGAAGCCGAAACGUCCCUGCUGAAUGAUCUUUCCGACGUUUCCAUGAGCAAAGUCUUCUCACAGUUGAUCAAGUCCGAGGGAAGGUAGGGCGAUCAGACCGGCAAAGUUGUUGUCAUUAAUGUUUGAAUAGCGCAGUGUAGCAGGGUUGAGGCUUGUUCUAUUUAAAUAUGCAAUAAUAUUUGUCAGAAUCUUUAAAUCAUUUA
Molecule: messenger RNA, 3242 nt
Organism: Zingiber officinale
Lineage: Eukaryota; Viridiplantae; Streptophyta; Magnoliopsida; Zingiberales; Zingiberaceae
Product: receptor-like protein kinase HERK 1
Exons: 2
Coding region: 640-3126 (828 amino acids)
Biological process (GO): protein autophosphorylation
Cellular component (GO): plasma membrane; plasmodesma
Molecular function (GO): transmembrane receptor protein tyrosine kinase activity; ATP binding
Source: RefSeq, a predicted model, not a curated record